Messenger RNA from Daucus carota subsp. sativus, 1227 nucleotides. Its product is annotated as protein HHL1, chloroplastic-like. The transcript is spliced from 6 exons. NCBI's taxonomy places the organism in Eukaryota, Viridiplantae, Streptophyta, Magnoliopsida, Apiales, Apiaceae. The record is from RefSeq and is a predicted model, not a curated record. Bases 76 to 696 code for a protein of 206 amino acids.
UGUUCAUGGUGGGUAAACAAGAGUGGAUAAGAAUAGCGCAAACAGUCCAGUAAGCGAAACAACAAAACAAGUGAAAUGGAGACGAGUUUGUCGUUAAAUGCACUAAUUAGAAUACCAAACUCAAAAUCUUGUUCAUCAUCACUGUUAGCUACAAGAAAUGAAGAGAAUGGGCUGAUCAGGUGCUCAUUCAUUGUUACCAGAAUGAGGGUGUUAAAGAAUCAGGGAGAAGGACAAAGAGGUGGAGUAAUGGUGGCAAAAGCAAAGAAAAAUAAGUCAGGAGGCAUGCAAUCUCGGCGGAGUAAACGGCCAACUCUUCCUUCAAUGCCCAAGAUCGAAGAAGAUGAUAACCCACGUUUUGUUAUCUUUAUUCGGAUGGCUAAUGUUUAUGUAUGGUACCCAUUAAGCAUUGUAUCUGGUGGAUCAACCGCAAAAAUUAUUCUUGCUGCUAAAGAUACUUUUGUGGGAAAAUAUAUAUACAAGGAUACCCUAGCUAGGAAUCUUGGAGCUGUUAUUUACAAGGAUGAGAAAGAGAUCCAGAAGACAGCAAUUCAACAGCAUCGUGUGUUGCGAUCAGCUACAGAGUUCAGAUAUGGCUAUAAAAUAGUUGAAAAUGGUAAUAUGAAAGCUGCUAUUUCCCCAAAUGAUGUUGUUGAGCUCCCAAGACGAGAGGAGCUCAAACCGUGGUUGAUAAAGUAAAGGAUUUCUUCGGGAAUGCCAGAGAAUCAUUUGGGAAGCUUACAUCCUUAGAGACUCCAUCGUCCACAGAAGCAGAUGAUAAAUCCUAGCGACUAAAGAACAGAGUUUUCACAGUCUGAUAGGUCCUAGAGCUGAAGGAGGAUUGAGGCCUCUUGCUGAAGGAGAAUCAAGGCUUCUUGCCGCACUUGUUUUCUAACAACUCGAAAACUUCUUGCCAAUAGUCGACGACUCCAUGUUCUGCACAAUCUCUCCACCCCAUCUGCAGUCGACAUUUAUAUACAGAUCUUGCGUAUUCCUGUAAUUCAUGGUUAAAUAGAAUUUUGUCUAAAUUUCUCGGAAAAAUUGCAUGCAUAAUGUUCAUGGUUUAUUGUUUAAGGUGCAAGUAAGACACGUUUAGAAGCCAAGUGAAUUAGUGAAGAACAUGCCACUCCAUUAAGCUUUGCUUUAUAAUCUCUUGGCUAUAUUUUCUGAUUUACAUAAAAUUGUAUGGAUUUUUAUAUGAUGGCUGAUAAAAUGGGCUCUUUUCUAUUA